GCGGUCCUGAAGCCAGCAGCAAAGCCUGCCCCACAGCCACUGUCCCAGCAGCCUCCUUGCAGCUCCCUAACAGUCCAGACCUGCAGGACCUCCAGGACAGAGGUGCUCCAAAGGGAAAUUCAGGCCCAGAAUCUUUCCCUCCAAACUCCCAAGUUGCUGUGCCUUCUGCCUGGGGGACAUAAGACUGCUUUCGAGGUGUCCUUUCUCUUCCAACCCCCUCUUCUUCCCAAAAAGCCUUUAUUAGUCCUCAUGUCAGUCAAACCCAGCUUGCGGCCUGGCCCAUUGCAGGGCCCCACUGUGGUGCCUGACAGUGACUUUAGAGAGAUCCACAACUGGACAGAACUGCUCGACUUCUUCAACCACACCUUUUCUGAGUGCCAUGUAGAGCUCAGUGAGAACACCAAGCGAGUGAUCCUCUUCGUCCUCUAUCUGGCCAUCUUUGUGCUUGGGCUGGUGGAAAACCUCCUGGUAAUCUGUGUCAACUGGCGCCACUCAGGCCGCAUGGGACUGCUGAACCUCUAUGUCCUCAACAUGGCCAUAGCGGACCUGGGCAUCAUCCUGUCUCUGCCUGUGUGGAUGCUGGAGGUCAUGCUAGACUACACCUGGCUCUGGGGCAGCUUCUCCUGCCGCUUCACUCAUUACUUCUACUUUGCCAACAUGUACAGCAGCAUCUUCUUCCUGGUGUGCCUCAGUGUCGACCGCUAUGUCACACUCACCAACACGUCUCCUUACUGGCAGCACAACCAGCACCGAGUGCGCCGGGCUGUGUGUGCAGGUGUCUGGGUCCUCUCAGCCAUCAUCCCAUUACCUGAGGUGAUCCACAUCCAGCUGGUGGAUGAUAUAGAGCCCAUGUGCCUUUUCAUGGCACCUUUUGAAACGUACAGCACAUGGGCCCUGGUGGUGACCCUAUCCACUACUGUACUGGGCUUCCUACUGCCCUUCCCUCUCAUCGUGGUCUUCAACAUGUUAACAGCUCGCCGGCUUCAGAAGCAAGGACAGCCUGAGGGCUGGCGCCACUGCUGGCUGGUGUGUGCCUAUAUAGCUGUCUUUGUCAUCUGCUGGGUGCCCUAUCAUGUGAUUCUGCUGCUGCUCAGUCUGCACGGGACCCAUAUCUCCCUCCACUGCUACCUGGCCCACCUGCUCUACUUCUUCUAUGACAUCAUCGACUGCUUCUCCAUGCUGCACUGUGUUGCCAACCCCAUCCUUUACAACUUUCUCAGCCCAAGUUUCCGUGGCCGGCUGCUAAGCGCUGUGGUCCAUUACCUUCCAAAGGACCAGGCCAGGGCAGGUGCCCGGGCUUCUUCUUCGUCCUCUUCCACCCAGCACUCCAUCAUCAUUACCAAGGAGGGCAGUAUGCCCAUUGCAGCAGCCCAUCCCCACCCAAGCCUGAACUUCCAGCACCCUCUCUGCCUCGAAAUACCUCAUCUCCACUCUGCAAUUUCAUAGCCAGGUGAGGUAGAUUCUAGGCUCCUCCAUUGGUAAAAUAAAAGGCCGGAGGGGAAGGUAAGAGAUUGAGGGCGGGGGUGGAGAAGUGGGGGAGAAGGUCAGAACACUCAGGGCCAAUUUUGAGUAUGUUUUAAAAUGCUGAGGUGGGGAGAGACAGAGGGGGUGAGGAGGGAUAAAGAGCAGGUCCUUCCUUGGUGUUGCACUAUUUGUUUCGGUCCUUGUGUCUAAGGGAGCCACACGUGCACACACACACAAAAAAUGAAAUAAAUAAGAGAGACAGCCAUGGAUCUGGAUCUCUGAGUACUCUGCAUUACAGCUAGGUUUGGAAAGGGAGCUGAGGCUACAGGGAUGCUCUGCAAAGAAAACUAGACAUACUCAUAUCAUAAAUUACCCUGGCCGGAAAAAACCAGUUCCACAGGAACCUCACAAAACUUUCCUUUUUGUGUGUGCUUGUUGAUCUUCCAGCUUACUGUGCAGGUUGUGGGGACAAGAGGCCAGAGGCCAAGGAACCAGGAGGCCUCAGCAGGACAUUCCCCAGCUGUGCAUCCUCAGUGCCGUGAUAAGCGGAGGGGGGUGGGGAAGCGGGGAUUAGGUGAAGCUGGUCUGAGACAGACACCCCGCAGCUGGGUCAGCAGGAUGGUUUCUCCACCCUUGACCAGUCAGGAAACACAGCUCCAUUUCCUUGCUGAUAUCCUCCCCGCCUCCUUGUCCAUCCUGCCUCUCCUCCCCCAGAGCAGAUGCUCCUCACAGCAAACUUCCCAGCUUUGGGUCUAGAACACCAUCUUCUAGGGCAGUGACGGCUAAUCUUUUAGAGCUUUCAAUAAUAAACAGCCGGCUGCAGCAGGCGUGUGUGUGUGUGUGUGUGGCACCAGUAAGUUCGCCAUCACUGCUCUAGGGAGGCACAGAGCUCCCCACCUCUCUCUUGCUCUCCAGAUCACAGGAGAAUAUCAGGGGACAUCCAUUCCAGGAACAGGCCUUGGAAACACCAGCAGCAGGUGCUGGCAGUUGUUGCAUCCUUUGGCCUUUGUCCCUCGCUCCAGGCUGAGGAAGGCCAAAGUGGAAAUUUCCCUGCUUUGUCACAGGGCAGGGCUCUGGCACUAGUCACUUCUUCCCGGUCAUGUCUUUUCAUUAUUUUCCUGUCCAGCAGUUUACAUUUAUUUAUACUUGUUCUAUAGAUAAAGAUGUUCCUCUUAUUAAUAAGUUGGUCUUCUGGAAGACUCAUUUAUCAGUUUAGGAAGUAAGACUAUAAACAUGAAAAACUCUUCUGUAAAAGCCUAAGAACAGGUCCAAGUUUCUGCCUUUCACUUGUUUGUGGAGAGUGAAAACUUGCAGGUGAAAUCACUUAUCUCUUCACUAUCUCCUCAGUCAAGAGCACAGUGUGCUGGAAUGUUUAACUUAGAAUAACAACUCAUUUCCCAGAGAGCAUCUCUUCUGCUCUUAUCUCAGCCUGUGCUCUCUGGGAACCUUUAAACACAUGCCCCAGUGGUGUACACAUCCAGAUUUGUCAGCAGUGCAGAGGGAAACCAUAUCUGCCAUCCACUGCUCACCGCCCAAACCUGAAAGGGUUUUAAACUACAACAGCUGCUUGGUGGCACAGAGCUGAAGCCUUUCUGAUUUAGGAGCCUGAGUUGUGACUUGGGGGUACAGCAGGGUUUAACCUAACAAUGCAGAAAUCACAUUAAAAUUGUUCCCACUUAAAAAGCAA
Molecule: messenger RNA, 3151 nt
Organism: Heterocephalus glaber (naked mole-rat)
Lineage: Eukaryota; Metazoa; Chordata; Mammalia; Rodentia; Bathyergidae
Gene: Ackr5
Product: atypical chemokine receptor 5
Biological process (GO): G protein-coupled receptor signaling pathway
Cellular component (GO): membrane
Molecular function (GO): G protein-coupled receptor activity
Source: RefSeq, a predicted model, not a curated record